AUGGCGAAGAAGAGCAACCCCCGUUCGUCCACUAGUGGCUCAACGAACAACAAGAAGAAGAGCCGUCCAACGAAAAGGGAUAUCGCUGCUGCAACCCACAGCCAGAAUAUUGCGAAGUUUUUCGGUCCAUGUGCCACUUCUGCGGCCAAUCCCGUCGUCAAACCUGUCGCUUCCAACAAACAAGCUUCCAAAGAAACGGCCAAUGGCAAACGACCUUCCAAGACGCAACGAGAAGCCCCCGAUGAUCAACCUUCUGCCGACCUGGUUGUCUCCGACCCAGUUCGUACCGAUCCUGUCUUUGAGUUUCCUGCCGCCGAUCCCGCGACAGAUCCUGCCUCCUAUCAUGCGACCGAUCCUGUACCCAAGCUUUCUACCGCCGAUCCCGCGACAGAUCUCGAUGUUGUGGCCUCUGCCGCCGAUCCCGCGACCGAUCUCGAUGCUGUGUCUUCUGUUGACGCCGUCGCCGACCCAGUUCGUACCGAUCCUGUCCUUCAGCUUCCUGCUACCGAUCCCGCGGUCGAUCUCGAUGCUGUGCCUUCUGCGGACGCCGUCGCCGACCCAGUUGGAAGCGAUCCCGCCCUCGAGCAACAACCGCAAUGCUCAGAUGUCCGCUGGAAGGGUGUCACCUACAGCUUUGCAGAGCCUCCUCUAGUCUCAACAUUGGAGGAAUGCAUUUUGAACUACAAAUGCAAGUCUCAGAUUGACACUAUCAUUGAUCAAGCCCCAGAUCUCUCCACCAAGGCCAGACUUCGUCAACUGGAUGAGAUUGUACAGAACUUUCUUGAAUUAAAGUUCGCUGCAAUGGUGGAUGGAACGGAUCCUGCUUUGAAGUGGGGAAUUGGGCGACUCAAGAUGCGCAGUUUUGACACUUCUGGAGUCUAUGGCAUUGCCUACACCAAGAAGAAACCCACUGUUGCCUCUGCCAUGAACACAAAUAUCGGUGCAUCAUUGGUAGGAUGUCAUGCCAGCGCGCUGAAGCAAAACGCACCAGUAGCUGCUUUGGUGAUGGACUUGGAACAAUGUCUGGCUGCAGUGCCUGAAGAAGUCAUUCACCAAAUUUUGGAUCUUCGAUUGCCUGGUCUGUUUGUUCAUGAUGACCACCAGGAGUCAGUUGCUCACUUGAUUGCUCUACAGCUGUGUGAGGCUCUUCAUGCCUGUGGGCGUCACACUUGUACAGGAACCAUCUGUGAACGAUUGACUCAGCUUCCCAGCAAACAAGUGGUAGAGCUGAUGACCCCACCAACUUUUGAGAGUGGUGUCCUUGGCAGCAUGGCUGAUAUUCCAGUUGGUGGGAUCCCAUUUAUUACUACUUGGCCAACUUUGAGGAGUUGGCUGGUAGCUACAGGUCAAGGGCGAUUGGUUCGGAAAUUGCCAGAGGGAGAAUGUGUCACCUUCCAACGCUUGGGGGCAGUCUUUGGCCCAAAGCUUGGGGUGAUUCAGAAUGCAAUUCCUUACUGCCCCCGCGUCCAGCGAGAUUUGGAGCCAUUACUCAACAAACUCAAUGCCAUACUGGAAGAGUGCCACAUGAAUGAUGAAGAGAUGGAUGAUACGAUGAAGGAGCAGAUUCGGAAUGCAUUGGAUGCUAUUCGCCAUGACAACUUUGAUUCCUAUGUCAAACCAACUCAGGAGGAACUGGGAACCUUUGUGCGACCUCUCCUUGCAAGGUGGCUACAAGAGAUGCCUCACAACUAUGUCAUUGGAAUGGAGCGAUGUUCCCUCUUGGCGCUUGAAGCCUGUGAGUCAGAGUGGCUGGCAGACAACCUUGAUCUCAGCUCUGAGAUUGACUUGUUGCCCCAUGAUCCAUGUGCUCUCCGUGUCUUGCAGGCAAAGAGCAAACAUCGCAUCCUGGUUGUGUCCUCUUACUUUCGUUCCAUGUCAGAGAAAACGAGAAUGCUUGCCCGCAAACGAAGUGUCAAGGCACAGCUUGCUGGCACCAGUUUGCUGGUUCAGAGUGGAAAUCUGCCUGUGCAACAUGAAGAGGAACUCCGUUGUGUGAUGCAAUCAUUUCUAAUGGGGCUGACAUUUGGAUAUGCUGAUGGCCAUGAUGACAAUGACAAUGGCGUGGACGAUGAGGAGGACAGCCUUGUGGAUGAUGAUGACGCUGACACUGACAAACUCAACCUUCGUCUAGCCAGAAUCAAGGCAAUGCCCAAUGGAUUCUUUCUUGGGGCCCCUCCAAAUGUCUUGGGUGUUUCCAAGAGCCUUGAGAUUGGAUAUGCAGAAGCCAUCUACCUGCGGGAGCACCUUGGAUUUGCCAAGUUUGGAAAGGUACUGACUGCACAUGGGAUAAACCCCCAUUCCCCCAUGGAGGAGGAUUGGUGUUGUCCUGGGACUCCUGCUACUGCUGGUGUGGUGGCCAAGCCUUGUACGAACCCUGAGGAUGUCAAGAAGCCUGUCAUGAUUGGUGCUGCGGUGAAGGAGCAUCCCUUUGCUGGUGAGUGGUGCUGCAACAAGUGCCACCGUGGUUUGGAACGUUUGGAGGUGAAGAUUCUUCAAGACAAGGUGUCCAAGGGAGAUGAGCUUACUACUGAACAGCAAGAGCGCUUGGAAGAGUUGGAAGCUCGGCAACAAAACAAGCGGGACAAGACGAAGGAGCGUCGAGACCUGAUCAAGGCUGAAGCACCAGAAGCACUUCUGGAUGAAGAGCGAAACAAGGAAGCCACCACGAAAAAGCGCAAGUUGAACGAGUAUGAAGAAAAUCCAAAGCUGAAAGAGGCCGAUUUGAAGAAGCGCCGCAAGGAUGACCAGAAACGCAGAGAGAAGGGGGAGAAGAAGGCCCGCGGUAUCAAUCGGUUCACAACCAAAGGAGUUGGCAAGGAUGGGCUGUACCCAAAGCGCAUUCAGGAAAAGCUGCAGUUGGCUAUUCAGCAUCUUGGGAAUGAGCUCAAUGAAAUGCACAUCUUUUGGAAUCACAUUGUAGAUGUGUGCAGUGCAGUGUUGGUGAAGGAAGAGCCCAAAGGGAUGGCAAUGAAGAAGACAGGGAAAGGAGAAAUGGUGCCCACCUACUGUGACUUUGCUUUUCGUCAAGCUGCCCUCACCUGUGGUCUAACCCAAGGAAUUACAAACAAGAAGCACUGGUUGUGGCCAAACUAUGACGAGAACAAGCGGACUCAGAAGCGCCUUGUCAAAAAGGAAGUCCUUCCAGUUGUGAUUUCGAAGAUGUAUCCUGGCUCCGAGCUUGCUGGUUGA
Messenger RNA from Seminavis robusta, 3189 nucleotides. The record is from the annotation of a GenBank genome assembly. NCBI's taxonomy places the organism in Eukaryota, Bacillariophyta, Bacillariophyceae, Naviculales, Naviculaceae.